GACUGCUGUGAAACAUGAACAAGUGAAACACCGGUGGAUGGUUUCUAGCGUUUCUCCCCUUUUAGUUGAAUCUUUUCGUUUACGUAUCCAUCUCCGUUUCCGUUGAAGCCCUAGCAAUCAAGGUUCACGUUAGUGAUUUAUUGAAUUGCAAGUGAUCUCUGAGAAUUGCUCCAGACCCUCCCUUGAGGGACUCUAAGAAUGCCGCCUAAAAUAGAGAAAGCACCGGUCAAUACCGUCGAGAUUAUUGACAGUGACGACGACGAAGGUGGUGUGGGACUCGGAACAACAACAGCAACUGCAACAACAAGAAGCGACGCGUUGGGAAACAUCGAAACGGCUUCGCACGACGGAAUCCAAGCGCGGCAAUCCCUUGCCGAGUCCCAAAGCUUCUGGAGGGCCGGGGCCUAUGACGUCUGUACCACCUGGAAACCCCCUUCGGAUGGCGCUCUAUUGGAGCACGCGCGCGUUCACCCAAAGUUUCUUCAUUCCAAUGCUACUUCUCAUAGAUGGGCUUUUGGAGCAAUUGCUGAGCUCUUGGAUAAUGCUGUUGACGAGAUUCACAAUGGUGCAACUUUUGUCAAGGUUGAUAAAAUUGAUAUUAUGAAGGAUAACUCUCCGGCUUUACUUUUCCAAGAUGAUGGUGGUGGAAUGGACCCUGAACGUAUUCGAAAAUGCAUGAGCUUGGGUUAUUCUUCAAAAAAGUCAAAUACAACAAUUGGACAAUAUGGUAAUGGAUUCAAGACUAGUACUAUGCGAUUAGGUGCUGAUGUUAUUGUUUUCAGUCGUGCAACUAGUGCAAGCCGAGCAACACAGAGUGUUGGUUUAUUAUCCUAUACCUUUUUGCGGAAAACCGGGCAGGAUGAUGUAAUUGUUCCAAUGAUAGAUUUUGACAUUUCUGGCCAUUGGGCAGAACCAAUUAUUUAUAGCUCACAGGAUGAUUGGUCUGCUGACUUGAAAGUCAUCCUUGAAUGGUCUCCCUUUUCAUCAAAGGAGGAGCUCAUGCUUCAGUUCGAGGAUAUUGGACCGCAUGGAACAAAAAUAUUAAUAUACAAUUUGUGGCUGAAUGACGAAGGCAUAUAUGAGUUGAGUUUUGAUGAUGACGAUGAGGAUAUAAGGUUGCGAGAUGAAGCCAACAAUGGGAGUUUGACAAAAUUAAGCAAAAAAGUGGCUGAGCUACAAUCCCAUAUAUCUUACCGCAUCCGUUAUUCCUUAAGGGCUUAUGUUUCAAUAUUGUACCUUAGAAAAUUUACCAACUUCAGCAUUCUAUUAAGGGGGAAACCUGUACAGCAGCUUAAUAUUGCAGAGGAGUUGAAACAUUCGAAAGUGAUAAUAUACAGGCCCCAGCUAGGUGUGGGAUCAAAUGAGGUCACAGUGGAAACAACCAUUGGAUAUAUUAAGGAGGCCCCUUCUGUCACCGUUUCUGGAUUCAACGUAUACCAUAAAAAUCGCCUCAUCAGGCCCUACUGGAAAGUCACCCCUGAUGGUUCUGCAAGAGGGAAUGGUGUUGUUGGGGUUCUUGAAGCCAAUUUUAUCGAACCAGCACAUGACAAGCAGGAUUUUGAAAGAUCGUCACUGUUUAUCCGGCUAGAAACUAAGCUGAAACAAAUAUUGAUGGAUUACUGGAAAAGCCACUGUCACUUAAUGGGAUGUCAACCUCCAAACUCCAGAGUACAUCUACAUCCUACACAGAACGAACCCCCUAUUCAAUCUGUUGGACUUCCAGCUAAGAUAAGGCAAGAUUCAAGUAACGGUUACCCUGGGUCCAAUGAACAAGUAACAUCUGUAGAUGGUUUGGGGUCCAUGUCAGUUGAAAAGAUAUGUGAAGAGAACAUACAGCUUUUUAUGAGGUGUGAGGAACACGUCCAGAAGGAGAACAAAUUACAACAGACGAUCGAGGGCCUGGAGAAGGAGUUGAAGGAAGCCAAAAGGAAGUGUGCUCAACUUUCGUCAUACCUGGAGACUAGGAAGAAGCAAAAGAUUAUAGAACAAAGUACUGGAAAAGUUUGAGAAACCUCUACUUUCUAAAGCACUCAGCAGACCAUCAAAAUGCCCUGCAAUCUCUUCUAAAUAUUGUUACUUUGCCUUUUUGUAGUUAGAAAGAUAAAAUUAUGUAUGAUGCCCUUUUUCAUGUGCAAGUAUUAUAGUCUUAAACUAUGAACUAUGAACCAAUUUUGUAUAAGAAAUGUUAUUUACGACUA
Corylus avellana is the source of this 2198-nucleotide messenger RNA. RefSeq names its product protein MICRORCHIDIA 2. Gene Ontology annotation, molecular function: ATP hydrolysis activity. The record is from RefSeq and is a predicted model, not a curated record. NCBI's taxonomy places the organism in Eukaryota, Viridiplantae, Streptophyta, Magnoliopsida, Fagales, Betulaceae. Gene Ontology annotation, cellular component: nucleus.